Messenger RNA from Clonostachys solani, 1104 nucleotides. NCBI's taxonomy places the organism in Eukaryota, Fungi, Ascomycota, Sordariomycetes, Hypocreales, Bionectriaceae. The record is from the annotation of a GenBank genome assembly.
AUGAUACCAAUGCGCCUUCUCGUCACUCUGGCCAGCCUCCUCCCGUUGGCUGUAGCUGAAUGUUCCAAGCCAUGCAUGAGCCGAUGUGCCAGGGCGUUACUUGGCCCUGUUGGCAGUACCUUGCAGAAAGAGUCCUGUGUCGCAUUCCUAGAACAAGGUGAAGACGCCACAGUUCCUGUUGAGCUGCAUGAUGUGUGCCGUUCAAAAAAGGCCUAUUCUCGUGCCUGUUCAUGCAUCGGAGUCUCGCCAACCGUGUCGCCAUCCUCAUCCGCCACGGCUCACACACCCUCAGUUAGCCAGCCUAGUACCCCAGAUUUCUCGGCUACGCCAAGCUCUUCCAACACACCAAUCUCUUCGACUGCCCUAGCCACCUCAGAUACUCCGGUAUCUACAACUACUCCAGUAUCUACAGCUACUCCAGAGUCCUCAGCUACUCCAGAGUCCUCAGUUGCUCCAGAGUCCUCAACUACCCCAGAGUCUUCAACUACAGCAAUCUCUUCAACCACCCCGGUCUCCACCACUAUUUCAGAGUCUACCCCGCCAGCCUCGUCCACUACUCCAAUCUCUUCUACUACCCCAGAAUCCUCAACCAUUCCCAUUUCUUCAACCACGACGAGCGCUGCCCCCGUCCAGACCGACUUCUACGACAUAACAGUUUAUGUUCAGGGUGAUCCUAUACCGCAUGACACCGGGUUCCGGGCGAUAUCCAGCGGUUUCGCGCUUAGCUGGAACUACGUUCCUACCGUGCCUGGGAAAUUAGGUAUUGAGCCGGGGACCGGCCGCCUCUACGCUCUGCUCGACGGCACAACCGACAAGCUAUGGGGCUCUACCGCCCUACCUCUGAAGGGAUCUCUUCUUCUUAGCUUCUGGACCCCUGCCCAGAUUGACGCAUACGGGGGUUCAAUCGUCUAUGUGAAAUGCGCCCGUGAUGCAGAUGGCUACGUGACUUGCGGUUACGAGGACCAGGACCUGGCCAGGCUUCAGCCUGGUCAGAACCAGAAUGUCGUGCUGGGGAAACAUGCCAACGCGGGAGCUACAGCAAUCAGUAUGCUUGAAUACCCAGUCCCUGCUGGCUACCCUACAGUACAACUGUUACUCAAAUAA